AUGUUGAUAUUAGCUUUAGCAGAUGCACAUAUACCAGAUAGAGCGAUUGAUUUACCAAGUAAAUUUCAAAAACUACUAAAUGUUCCAAACAAGAUUUCAAAAGUUAUUUUAUUGGGUAAUUGUACCAAAUCAUACAGCUUUCUAAAAUUUGUCCAAUCAAUAACUCCAAAUAUAGUACCAGUUCGUGGUGAGUUUGACAAUGGUAAAAUAAUCUUACCAUCUAAAGAUACCGGAUCAAUAAACCAUUCAAAACAAAGCCAAGAAAUACCCAUGACUGCAGUAUUUGAGCAAGGUGGAUUCAGAAUUGGCUGUUGUAGCGGUUAUACUAUUGUACCAAAGAGUGAUCCACUAUCAUUACUAGCAUUAGCAAGACAAUUAGAUGUUGAUAUAAUGUUGUGGGGUGGCACUCACAAUGUAGAGGCUUAUACAUUAGAAGGUAAAUUUUUUGUCAAUCCAGGUAGCUGCACGGGUGCUUUUAAUACUGAUUGGCCAAUACCUAAUGAUUUUGAAUCAGAAUUCAUUGAUAUACCAGAGGCACCCAAAGAAGAAAUUAAAAAAGAAGCUAAAGACAACAUUACAGAUAACACGGAUAAUGAGGUUACCAAUAAAGAUUCAGAAUUAGACAACAAACAAGAUGUUGUAAAACUUGAUAGUAGUGAAGAAAAAAAUACAGUAACAAAAGCUGCCAAAGAUAUAACUAAUGAAUAUACGGAAACGAACUUAAGAUCUGAAAAAUCUUUCACCGUAGAUACAGAAUCUACUUCAGAUGUUGAUCAAAAAAUAAACCGUAAGGAACAAGAUACAUCUAAGGAGAUUGAAGAUACCUCACAAGACUUUGAUCAGAACCAAAAAGAAGAAUUAGAAAAAGAACCCAAAAUGAAGUCAGAUAGCGAACAGGACGAAAAAGAAGAUGAGAUAACCCAAGAAGUUAAGGACAAUAAACAGCCAAUUACUAAAUCUUCUUUCCAAAUUUCAGAAUUCGAUGUCAAUGGUGCUAGUUCCCCAAGUUUUGUUCUUUUGGAUAUACAAGCAAGUGUUUGCACACUAUACGUUUAUAUGCUGUUGGAUGGUGAAGUAAAAGUUGAUAAGGUUGUAUAUAAAAAGGAUGCAUAG
This is a messenger RNA of Henningerozyma blattae CBS 6284, 1113 nucleotides long. It is a transcript of the gene VPS29, whose product is annotated as retromer subunit VPS29. NCBI's taxonomy places the organism in Eukaryota, Fungi, Ascomycota, Saccharomycetes, Saccharomycetales, Saccharomycetaceae. The coding region runs from base 1 to 1113 and encodes 370 amino acids. Gene Ontology annotation, cellular component: endosome; retromer complex. The transcript is spliced from 2 exons. Gene Ontology annotation, biological process: intracellular protein transport; retrograde transport, endosome to Golgi. The record is from RefSeq and is a predicted model, not a curated record.